CAGAAGUUGCUGCCAUAGAGACGGCGACCAAGUGACACAUGGAGUCUCGCUGCAGCUGAUGGGGGGAGUGGCGGUCGGGAGUGGCGUGAGGGGAAUUAAUAACACCAUUAAUCCUUGAGUGUGACGUGUGUGUGCUGCCUUCAGACGAGUGCCAGGCCGUGCAAAAUGCCGCUGCAGCUUGAUCUGGAGAUAAAGGGCACAGACAAAGCUGAGCUGCAGGAUGGUGCCAGGACCAUUGCCCUCAAGGUGCAUCCUGAGUGGAAUAAAGACACGUUACAGUUCCAGGUGUACACGAGUGGCAUCACCAACCAGCUGAUUGGUGUGUGGCAGGAUGAGAAGAACAGGCAGCUGCUGGUGAGGGUAUACGGCCAAGGCACAGACUUGUUCAUUGACAGAGAGGCAGAGAGGAACAACAUUGAGGUUUUACACAAAGUUGGCUGUGCACCAGAAUUACUUGCUGUCUUCAAGAAUGGGAUCAGUUAUGCAUUCACCAUUGGAAUCCCCACAACCACCACAUUAAUAGUCCAAGAGCCAGUCUGGAGAGGCGUCACUCAGGAGCUAGCAAAGUUUCAUAAAACUGAGGGAGGAGACAUCACAAAGGCAUCACUAUUCCCCAAAAUUUACCAUUUUCUGAACCUCAUACCUGAGAAAUUUGAUGAAGCAAGGCAAAAAAGACUGGAGGAACGCAAGUACACCAAAGUUCACCUGGGGCAGGAAAUCAGUGACCUUGAGAAGUGCCUCACUACUUUAGGGUGUCCAAUUGUGUUCUCCCAUAAUGAUAUUCUUCUGGGAAACGUGAUCUGGGAUGAACCAACCAAAAAAGCCAGCUUCAUAGAUUUUGAGUACGGGGCAGCAAACUACCAGGCGUAUGACAUUGCCAAUCACUUCAAUGAAUUUGCAGGAGUCGAUGAGGUGGAUUACAGUUUGUAUCCAAGUAAGGAAUUCCAGUGCCGUUGGCUGCGCAGCUACUUGGCUCACUACUUUGGGAAGAGUGAGACAGAAGUUGAUGAAAAGGAAAUAGAAAAGUGGUACAUCUGGUCCAAUAAGUUUGCCCUGGCAUCUCAUCUCUUCUGGGGCACCUGGGCCUUUGUUCAAGCCCACUACUCCUGCAUAGACUUUGAUUUCCUUGAAUAUGGCAUCAUCAGGUUUGAUGAAUAUUUUCGAAGGAAAGAUGAAUUCUUGGGCCUCUCUCCAAAAGAGCAAUAGAAGAAGAUUACUUAUUAAUGUUUUAUUGUUACCAUAUUUUUAAUCAUGUUCAUUUGUGGUUGUUAUUGUUUUAUGGUUAUUUAGAUUUCUGUUCAUUAGUGGUUUCAUCAUUUAUUUAGCGUGCUUGUAGAAUUGAAAUUAAUUAAUAGGUCAAUGAAUAUCUCAGCUGUAAAUCUUUAAUAAGAUUAACAGUUUUGGGGAGGAGACUAGUUCAUUGUUAUAGUGAAGUCUUCCUCAGUGAACACAAGUUGUUAUGUAAGGAAAGCUGGAUGGCAUUGUGUGCUCAAACAGUGUUCAUUUAGGUCUUAUUGACUCCAUGCUGCAUUUAUUCUCAAAUCUAUAUGCAAUAAGUUUGAUUGAUUGUGAAUUAGUGUUGUGUGUGAUGGAAUCAUGGUACUAUACUUAAAAGUGUACUUCUGUACUUAAUUUGUACCUGCUGUGCAAUACUUUUAAGUUAUGGGCAAUAUGUGCAAUUGGGUGCAAUCUUGAGUGCUUAACAGGGUGGGUUUUAUACGUAGUGUGUGACGUUUGAGGUUAAGAAUACUAAAACCUACAGUUUAUGCAGAUCCAGUAUGGCAGUGAUUCAACAUUCCAGCAAAACAAAGCAAGGCAGGUGUUGCAGUGGAAAGUAUGAUGGCUUGUGCUCAUCUAGUGUGUCUGGUGUUGCCACAGUGCCUCGGGUGUGUUUCAGCAGCUUCACCUCCAAUUGUCUCUUAUAUUGCUCAAUGUGCUUACUUUUCUUGUUUUUGCAUAUGAUAUCUGAUUUUUAACUCAGGUAUUUUGAACUUUUUCAGUCCACUGUAGAAACAUUUCAGUAUCAGUCAGAUAGUUUAUAAUCAUUAGUCAUUUAAAUGUAAGUUCUGGAUCUGGAUAAACUUCAACUUGCCAGAUAUGUUAUGCAAGUUACUGGGUUAAUUAAGGACUGCUAACUUGUCCUGAAUUAUUGUGUUUAGGUUUGCUGUAUUAAGAGGAUUUUGUGCAAUCUUUCUAUGUUAUCAUUGUUACUACUGUGUUUAUUUGUUCGUAUGUAGUGAAAAGACAGUCCAGACCAAGCAAGAAUCACUCGUGUCUUGGCAUUUUGACAUGUCAGACUCUUACUGGUUAAGGGUUUCACUCCCCAGCAGCUGUCUCUUGUAGCUUCCAUUCCUUCACACUCUUUAAGGGAAUCUGGCUGCCAGAUGUGUGUGUGCCAUGUUCCAGAGUGACCCAAGGUAUUAUUUACCAAGGCCGGAGUGAUUCAUGGUCAGCUCUGGCUGCCUCAAUGCUACAUGUAAUGGUUAUUACUGCUUUUGACUCUUGUGUUGCUAAAACAGGGUUGGUUGAUAUUAUUAAUGUUUUAAGGUUUUUAAAUACUUCAUAUAUUCAACAUACAUUUAUUAAUACAAUACAAUGUCAUUUUUAACUAUACUAAUCCAAUGUAAGUUUUGUUUCUAUACAAAUGUGAAUAUGUAGGAUGCAUUAUGGUUAGGAGGGAAUGGUGGAGGUAGAUGAGAGAAAUAAUGUGUGUGUGUGUGUGUGUGUGUGUGUGUGUGUUGGGUUUAAAGUAGUUGUUGUUGUCAGGAAGCUUUAGGGGAGACUCUUAUUUGGAGCCCCUCACUUCAGAAACUGCCUUGUGCAAGUCCAGACAUCUGUGGGGAUAGAGAACCUGGUGUUAGUAGCUAAUCUUUUAAUGAGGUGAAGUGACUGUACAAUGAUAAGUACACACACAACACAACACACCACAAACACACCACACAACAAACACACACACCACACCACACCACACAACAAAACACACA
Portunus trituberculatus (swimming crab) is the source of this 2984-nucleotide messenger RNA. RefSeq names its product ethanolamine kinase 1-like (gene eas). Gene Ontology annotation, molecular function: ethanolamine kinase activity. The coding region runs from base 166 to 1206 and encodes 346 amino acids. The record is from RefSeq and is a predicted model, not a curated record. NCBI's taxonomy places the organism in Eukaryota, Metazoa, Arthropoda, Malacostraca, Decapoda, Portunidae. The transcript is spliced from 8 exons. Gene Ontology annotation, cellular component: cytoplasm. Gene Ontology annotation, biological process: phosphatidylethanolamine biosynthetic process.